CAAAAGGCAAUACAAAAGUAGCCGGUGUUCUAUUUCGUUGCGAGGAUUCAAAAUGUUGGGGUUUUGAAAGAAUCAAAGUACACUGGGAGGAUCAAUCAUGCGCAAUUUCUCUCUUACUGGCUCAGCUUCUCAAAUACCUGUGCAACCAUGAAUCUUAAAGGCUACAAAAUUUUAGAGCAAAUUGGCAGAGGAGCUUUUUCAAUCGUAUUCUGCGUGCGUGAUCGUGAACUGGGAUCAUACUUUGCUGCGAAGCAUUUAACUGAAGAAAUUCAGGAUGCAGAAGAAAUCGCCAACUUGCCGGAAGUAAGCCUUAUCCGGCAAGUUGGUAGCCAUCCAAAUAUCCUCAACAUUGUGGACGUUAUCUACGAAAACAAGCGACUUACGAUAAUCAUGGAUUUGAUGGAUAUGAACUUGUACGAAUACAUUACAGCACGCAAGCGACCACUAUCGGAGAACCGGGCACGGCGAUUUCUACUGCAGGUGAUCACUGGCAUCGAUCACCUGCACCGUCACGGUGUUUUUCAUCGUGACAUCAAGCCGGAGAACAUCUUGAUUAAACGUGUAAAAGGCGUCGUAAGAAAGGAAAUUGUCCAGGUGGGAGACUUUGGAACGAUCUGCCGGGUAGACGACAAACUGCCCUACAAAACCUACAUCGCUACACGAUGGUACCGAUCGCCGGAAGUGAUUCUUACGGAUGGAUACUAUGGGCCCAAGAUGGACAUUUGGGCUAUUGGAUGCUGCUUUUUUGAGAUGCUCACCCGCAAAGCGCUCUUUCCUGGCGAAUCCGAAUGGCAUACACUAGAAUUGAUUCACCGGUUGCUCGGCACUCCUUCCAAGAGCAUGCUCAUGAAAAUCAAGCACUGCGAUACGCGCGUACUUGAAUUGCGGAAGUAUCCGCCGGAAGAUUUCCGAACAAUGCUACCAUUGGUUAGUGCAUAUGGCAUAGAUAUGCUGAAAAGGACGCUAACGUACCAUCCGGAUCAAAGGAUAAGUGCGGCGAGAUUGUUGAAGCACAUUUACUUCCAGGAUGUCACCGAACAUAAGAAGUGGUCAAAAUUUUCGAUGAGUUUUCCAAAUCUAGACCGUCAAGCGGAUUCAGUUUGCGAUUUGAAUGAACUCCCGGGCAACUCGACUAAGCCGUGCAAUAGUGCCUGGUCAGUACGAAGUAAAGAGAGCAUCUUAUCAACCAAAACCGUGCACUACAUUCCACUGGAGGGCCAACGAGAACGCAACCGUACACUGGAGCGACUCUGGGACAUGAACAAUACGGUCGAGAAGCAGAACUUGUGGAAGCAGGUUCGGGAUCCGCGCAGACGGAGGAAGUAGUCGGUCAA
Anopheles aquasalis is the source of this 1334-nucleotide messenger RNA. Its product is annotated as MAPK/MAK/MRK overlapping kinase-like. Gene Ontology annotation, molecular function: ATP binding; protein kinase activity. Gene Ontology annotation, biological process: protein phosphorylation. The record is from RefSeq and is a predicted model, not a curated record. Lineage: Eukaryota; Metazoa; Arthropoda; Insecta; Diptera; Culicidae.